AUGGAGCAUUCUAUUGAAUUUCAGCAUAACAAUAAACAACAAUUUCAGCAAGCUAGUUAUCCUCGUAAUUACUAUGAACAACCCACCACAAUGACGUCUGAUGUUAGCUCUGUUUUACAUGAAAAUGACAAUUCUGAAGGUAUAAAUAAUAAGAUAUUCUUCAAUUCAUUAAACAAAUUCUGGUCAAAUCAAAAUUCCACAGUGAAUUCAUUAGAAUUAGCUAAACUUUUUAAACGAUACAUGGAAUCAUAUGAAUACAUGUCGAAUACAACACAGUCAACAACGCUAACGACGCCAUCAGCUGAAAGCGACAUUUCAACUGUUAACAAUAAUAAUAAUAAUAGUAGUAAUACAAUUACAAAUAUUGAUAGAAGAAAGGCAACAAUUCAUACUGCUUCUUAUUCAGACAUUUAUACUGAAUCCUACUUAAAAUCUGUUAAACAAACAAACUAUUCAGUGGAGACAUUUGCUUCAGCAGACUCGAUGAAUACUAUACAACCAUGUGGAUAUAAUGAAAACUAUUACCAAAAACAAAUUCAACGACAAUCGUUAAAUAAAGCAAUGGAAAUCUCGAAUUCAUUAGUUCAGCAUUCUAACAGUGAUUCAAGUGAUACAAGUACUACUACAACUAAUACUACUAAAAACAAUAAUAGUAGUUAUAAUAAUAAUAAUAACAGCAAUCAUAAUAAUGAGACAUCAUCGAAUGUUCACACAGUAGGCAAACGUAGGAAGCGUCGUAUUCUAUUUAGUAAAUUACAAACAACUAAACUGGAAGAGUGUUUCAAUGAACAGAGAUAUCUGACAGCUUCAGAAAGGGAACAUUUAGCAAAGAUAUUGAAUUUAACACCAACACAAGUGAAAAUUUGGUUUCAAAAUCAUCGUUAUAAAAUGAAACGUGCAAUUCAAAAUGAUGAAUUAUCCCCAAGUACAAUGACAAGAAAGUCAGACAAAUGUACUCCUAACAAAGAAAUGAAUUCACCAUCUUCAUGGAGUACACAAAGUUUAUUAAAUCAUUCUGAUUGGCAAUGUUUAACAAAUAAUGAAAGAGGAUAUUUACGGCAUGACAUGUAUUCAAACAAGACGAAACAAUCGACUGAUGAAAAUCCAUCUCUUCAACAGAAAUUCUCUCCUGAAGAUCAUUCUAAAGAAACCGGUAUCAUCAAUGACAUACAAAUGAAUCAAUCAGUAAAUUAUACGGAUAUAUUUCAAAAAUCAUGGCUAACAAAUUGGUUCAAAAUGAUUUCUAGUCAAUAUUCUUCAAAUGAUACUACAAAUAAACAAUUUACAAAUUCGUUAUAUAAAACACAAAAGUUGGCAAAUAAUUAUGAAUCGCCUACAGUUAUGAUUGAUAAGUGUAAUGAAGAAGUGAAUGAUGAGUGUCGUUCAGAGUUAUCAUCACCUGUAGGCAAACUCUAUAAGUUACACAACCUUCAUUCAUUUAAAAAUUCCAAUCCUACUACUAAUAAUACAAUUACAUCAUCUCAGAAAUUAAUUGAAAUGAAUCAUCCUCCAAUAGGCAUUGACCAUUAA
Molecule: messenger RNA, 1530 nt
Organism: Trichobilharzia szidati
Lineage: Eukaryota; Metazoa; Platyhelminthes; Trematoda; Strigeidida; Schistosomatidae
Source: the annotation of a GenBank genome assembly